UCGGCGAGGUGGGGGAGGCGGGCGAGGCGGGCACCGCGGCUCGCACUGGCUUGCACCGGCUCGACCCCCGGCUCGAAGCAGUGGCGGCCCGUGCUUCGGCUGUCCGCGAGCUGAGGACGGUCGCGCUCUCUCGGUUCCCGCGCCGGCUCCGUCUUUUGACCGCGGCGGGGGCCAGGGGCCCCUCCGCUCCCCGUUGAGGAUAGAAGAUGAGCUUCCUCUUCAGCAGCCGCUCUUCUAAAACAUUCAAACCGAAGAAGAAUAUCCCUGAAGGGUCUCAUCAGUAUGAACUCUUAAAACAUGCAGAAGCAACUCUGGGAAGUGGGAAUCUGAGACAAGCUGUGAUGUUGCCAGAGGGAGAAGACCUUAAUGAAUGGAUUGCCGUUAACACUGUGGAUUUCUUCAACCAGAUCAACAUGUUAUAUGGAACUAUUACAGAAUUCUGCACUGAAGCAAGCUGCCCAGUCAUGUCUGCAGGUCCAAGAUAUGAAUAUCAUUGGGCAGAUGGUACUAAUAUUAAAAAGCCAAUCAAAUGUUCUGCACCAAAAUACAUUGACUAUUUGAUGACUUGGGUUCAGGAUCAACUUGAUGAUGAAACUCUUUUUCCUUCUAAGAUUGGUGUCCCGUUUCCCAAAAACUUUAUGUCUGUGGCAAAGACCAUUCUAAAGCGUCUCUUCAGGGUUUAUGCCCAUAUUUAUCACCAGCACUUUGAUUCUGUGAUGCAGCUGCAAGAGGAGGCCCACCUCAACACCUCCUUUAAGCACUUUAUUUUCUUUGUUCAGGAGUUUAAUCUGAUUGAUAGGCGGGAGUUGGCACCUCUUCAGGAGUUAAUUGAGAAGCUUGGAUCAAAAGACAGAUAAAUGUUUCUUCUAGAACACAGUUACCCUCUUGCUACUGCUAGAGCUAUCUCAUUGCUAUCUGUUCUAGACUAGUGAUACAAACUUUAAGAAAACAGGAUAAAAAGACACCUCUUGUCUGUGUCUCAUGAUAAAAUUGUCUCAAACGUAGAUUGGCCUAGUACCUUCAGAGUGAGAAAUUCAGGACAGCCAAAUCUGAGGCACUAUGUGACCACUCCUGUUAUUGUCACAGAGUCAUACUUGGCUGUAGUACGUGAUGACUAACCAGUAAUUUAUUAGUUUACUUCUUAUUCUUUUACUGAAGAAAAUGAUUGAGGCUGUUUCAGGUGACAACAUAAAUGGAUGUUAAGAGUUUUCACCAAUAAUUUAUUAACGAUUCCCAGAACGAAUUUCCUAGUAAGGCGGUCAGAUCAGUUUUAUUCUGCUUUUAUUUUAUAAAUAGAAGAGGUAUUUUUAAGUUUCCUUAAGAUUUAGAACAUUUGUGUCACUUUGGAUAACGUUUUAGUUUGAAGUUUGUAUGCUAGUGUUUUUAUAGAUAAAAUAUAUUUGUAUAUUUUUUCAAAAUCCAUGAUUGCAGUUUAAAUCAUCAUAUGACAUAUGAGGUAUGGGAGUAACCAAAGUUAUUUCUAAAAUGACUUUAUUUUUUAAUCUUUAUUUGGAAUUUUAUUCACAUAAACCUAUCUAAAUUUUUAGGAGUGGGUGUGUGUAUCAGAAAUAAUUUUUUAAGGCAUCUAAGGAUGGUCUUGUAGAGUUUUAUUUCAAAAUACUUCAUUCAGAUUAAUUUUAAUAGGUAGUUUUUGGCUGAGAGAAAGAAAACUCAAAAAAUUGACAUGUUUAGGUCUCAGAACCACUAUUUUCAUUCACAUUGUUUUUCAGAGGCCUCGAAAUUCUGGAUAAGAGAAUGUAAGAAAGUACUCGGAGUACUUGAUUAUUUUGUUUUGAGUUUCCUUUAAAAAAAAUUACUUCUAUAUGUUUUUAUUGUGACUUGAUACUUAGUUAAGAGUAAUGUAGAAAUGCACAAACUUUAUCCCAGUAAGGAUAAAACUUGAGAACCACAAUAAAAAGCAUUGAAGAUGUACACAUUUUAUAACACAGCUAAAAGUUUAGUCUGCUACCUGUUCGCGCGCGUGUGUGAGUGUGUGUGUUUAAAAGCGACAAAAUGGGAAGAAUAGGUUAAAAAAAAUCUGACUUCAUUCUGUUUAUAGUCAAAGGAUGGACUGAGCCCCCAUAGGAGUUUUAUCCUGUUUUAAUUGUUUUUGUAUCAAAACUUGAAAUUAUUCUAUUUCUGUUGGGAUAAAAGAAUCUUCCCCAUUAGUGAAGGAAAGAUCUGAUUGUCAUUAGGUUUCUGGAAUUUAGUAAACUCUAGCUGGCUGUUUGAAACAUAUUGAGGCACAAGAAUACUAGACUGGCAGUGCUUGAAGUUCAUCAGCAUUCUGUAUUUGAGAGCUGUGCUUUUUGCAAAGUAUUCACCAUCGUCGAUGGCUUCGGUAAAGGUUCAAUUUCAUAAGGUUUUUUGUUAUUUAUUUUUAUUAUUCCACUAGAGUAUAAAGAAUUGCUUAGAAACUUCAUUUUUCUAAUAAUUCAAUUUCAAUAAAUUCUUAACUAUAUCCAGAAUUUUAAAGGAAACAAAACGUUUCAUCUAAUUUAGGCUGAAACCGUACAUCAUUUGUUUCAGGAAUUAAAAAGUAGGAUAAUCACUUAGGGAAAAAGGAGAAAAGCCCUCUCCAAAACAUUCCACAAUCCACAUUAUAAGCUUAUCCAAAGGUCCUUGUCAGGCGUUCUGUAUGUUUCCGUUGAUCACUUAUGGACAAGAAAGCAGGUUUCUAGAUGCACCUAGAAUGUUACUGCCUCUCGACUUUAAACCUUCUUGGCUUUAAUAAGUCUGCAAGGAAUGAAAUUAUAUUUCUCAACUAAGGUUGAACUUUCAUCAUCAUUUAUAAUAUUUCAAAUAUUCUCAAACAAAAGUGUUCUUACUUUUCUCCAUUUAUUUAGAAUGAUAGAAAUCCUGCCUCUCUCUUCACGUCUCAUCCCCUGAACUUACCAAAGAUGGUCACAUAUGAGAACAGUAGUAAAGGCAGCUUAUUAACGGGGUGUAAAUUAAAAAUUUGUUGGUAAUUUGAGACUCAGAAUGGCCUUUUUAAAAAAAAAAAUAAAAACAUUACCAGGUUCUGAAGCUAGUCUGGCGUAACCCACAAUGCACCUAAACAUGUGUUAACAUUAUGUGUUUACAUCCAAGGGCAGGAGAACUGAGGAAGGGGGCAGAAUGGGGAGAGAGGAGCGCCUUCUGACUUGGCUAGAGGGCCAACCAGUCUUUGAUAAGAGUUGGAAGAUAUCGAUCUGUCUUUGGCUCCUCUCACUUUUGGUUUAUCUCCCUGGGCUCAGGGUAUGCCUGUUGCACAGCACUCACUCCCCUGUCCCCUCCGAAUCAGAAGACAGCUCCUUGUGUCUGAUCGCUGAUCCUCACACCUGAUUACAGGCAUGGGGUGGAACGUACUUGCUAAAUUAUGCAGGGAAUCCUAUGGUGCUUGAACUUCCAGGUCUUUUAAAAAACGUUGGGACAAUGAUGUGCAGAUUUUUGUUUAAAUAUUGACACUUCCUUGUACUACAGUUUUUGUAUUGACAGCCAAAUGUAUCCUUUAUUUUUCUCCAGACAGUGAAUAAGUGAUUUUAGAGGGCUGCCAGCUAACAAAGUAUCUCCUUUCAUCUCAGACUUGUAGAGCCCCAGCUCCUGUAGCUGCCUGCUGGAGAAAUGCAGAUCUAUAUCCUCACGCCUUUGAUAACAACAAAGGGGGGCUUUUCCUAGGAGUGCAGAGGCGCGAGGGGCAAUCCCGAGUGGUGAUUUUGACUUGUGCAAACAUUGUUGAGGUUUCCUGACUAUGCUGUUGGCCUUCUCUUGAGCAGUUAUACUAGAAGUGAUGCUUCUAAACAUAAAAUCAUUACCUCAUAAGCAUAAACAAAUCAGGCCUAGGAGUGUAAGUCCUAGAAAUUUGUUCCUGAGCAGCUCCAGUCAUGCUGCUCGUGUUACCCCUGCCUGGUUCUAGGAGGCCGUCUCCUGUCUGUAGAACUCGCCUGAAAAAUGCCACUGGGACACCAAACUGAGCACCUUCGACAGGGACAUUAUUUCCUCCUGAUAUCAGUUCAGUAAAUGGAUUUGGUUUCUACUAUUGUAGAAUUCUGGCAAAGAGGGAAAAUAGUAAUCCCUCAGUUUUCCUGUGUUUUUUGCAUUAGAUUGUGAUGUUUCAGACUGUAAAAUGCUUUGGGGGAUGAUACUUGUGAUCACAGUAAUUUUAUUGAAGCAACUGCAUUGAAAUUCACUUGGGUUUUCUCUCAUUAUCAGAUUCUAUUCCAAACAAGUAUUCUGUAAAUCCAGAUGGAUUUCCAGUGUGCUGUAGAGUUAUUAUAGAACAACAUUCUAUGUUUGGUCUACAUUGAAAAUAGUUUGCAUCAGUUAGUCUUGGUUAUCAUCUAAAAUAUUUUUAAAUGUUCUUUACAUGAAAAUUUAUGUUGUAUUUUUAAACCUUUAGGGGCUUUAUCUAUUUUUCUAAGUCACUUAACUGUACUUUAAUAAAAGUAUUUUGUAUCUACUUUUGUAACUUCAUCAGAAUAAAAUAUAUUGAAAGAA
Equus quagga is the source of this 4476-nucleotide messenger RNA. It is a transcript of the gene MOB1A, whose product is annotated as MOB kinase activator 1A. Lineage: Eukaryota; Metazoa; Chordata; Mammalia; Perissodactyla; Equidae. The record is from RefSeq and is a predicted model, not a curated record. The coding region runs from base 207 to 857 and encodes 216 amino acids. Gene Ontology annotation, biological process: hippo signaling; positive regulation of protein phosphorylation. The transcript is spliced from 6 exons. Gene Ontology annotation, molecular function: protein kinase activator activity. Gene Ontology annotation, cellular component: nucleus; cytoplasm.